This is a messenger RNA of Vicugna pacos (alpaca), 4257 nucleotides long. RefSeq names its product Rho related BTB domain containing 1 (gene RHOBTB1). Gene Ontology annotation, biological process: small GTPase-mediated signal transduction. The record is from RefSeq and is a predicted model, not a curated record. NCBI's taxonomy places the organism in Eukaryota, Metazoa, Chordata, Mammalia, Artiodactyla, Camelidae. Gene Ontology annotation, molecular function: GTP binding; GTPase activity; protein binding.
AAACAAAAGCCAAUGUCCUCCCUCAGAGUCCGCGGCCGGUCAGCUCCUAGGGCGAAGAAGGCCAUGCUGCCCAACCGGUAAGUCCAGCGGUGAGCAGGGUGUUCUGUUCUUCACUUCCAGCGAGCCAGAGUUUUAUAAAUGGACACUGACAUGGACUACGAAAGACCAAACGUUGAAACCAUCAAGUGUGUGGUUGUGGGAGACAACGCUGUGGGGAAGACGCGCUUGAUCUGCGCCAGAGCAUGUAAUACAACACUGACGCAGUAUCAGCUGCUGGCCACCCACGUACCAACUGUGUGGGCGAUUGACCAGUACCGGGUUUGCCAGGAGGUCUUGGAGCGUUCCCGGGACGUUGUUGAUGAAGUGAGUGUUUCUCUCAGGCUUUGGGAUACUUUUGGUGAUCAUCACAAAGACAGGCGUUUUGCAUAUGGCAGGUCCGAUGUGGUGGUCCUCUGUUUUUCCAUUGCUAAUCCUAAUUCCCUAAAUCAUGUGAAAACCAUGUGGUAUCAAGAAAUCAAGCACUUCUGCCCUCGCACACCUGUUGUUCUAGUUGGCUGCCAGCUAGAUCUCCGCUAUGCUGAUCUUGAAGCCGUUAAUAGAGCCAGACGCCCUUUAGCAAGGCCCAUAAAGAGAGGGGAUAUUUUGCCCCCGGAAAAAGGCCGAGAGGUGGCAAAGGAGCUCGGCAUACCCUACUAUGAAACAAGCGUCUUUGACCAGUUUGGAAUCAAGGACGUGUUUGACAACGCAAUCCGAGCCGCGCUGAUUGCCCGCCGGCACCUGCAGUUCUGGAAAUCCCAUUUAAAGAAAGUUCAGAAACCUUUGCUUCAGGCACCGUUCCUACCUCCAAAAGCCCCUCCACCAGUCAUCAAGGUCCCAGAAUGUCCCUCCAUGGGGACGAAUGAAGCUGCCUGUUUACUGGACAAUCCUCUGUGUGCCGACGUCCUGUUCGUCCUCCAGGACCAGGAGCAGAUUUUCGCGCACCGAAUUUACCUUGCUACCUCCUCUUCCAAGUUUUACGAUCUUUUUCUAAUGGAAUGUGAAGAAACCCCAAAUUGGAUCGAAGGGGCUUGUGAGACUGAGAAGCAGAGCAGGGAUUUCCAGGAGCAGGCAUGGAGUCCUGACCCAGACGAGGAAAGGGAAGAGGGCAUCCCAAGGACACCUCAGGCCAAUCACGGCAAGUUCUCAAGCUGGAACCUGCUCCAGCAGGAUAGCCCGGGGCUGGAAGCUGGGGGCCCGGUCGGGGAGACGCAGCCUCUGUCGGGCUGGAGUAAGGGGUUCGUUGGCAUGCACAGGGAAAUGCAAGUCAAUCCCAUCUCAAAGAGAGUGGGCCCCGUGACCGUGGUCAGGAUGGACUCGUCCGUCCAGCCAGGCCCUUUCCGGACCCUGCUCCAGUUCCUUUAUACAGGGCAACUGGAUGAAAAGGAAAAGGAUUUGGUGGGCCUGGCUCAGAUUGCCGAGGUCCUGGAGAUGUUUGACUUGAGGAUGAUGGUGGAAAACAUCAUGAACAAGGAAGCCUUCAUGAACCAGGAAAUUACAAAAGCCUUUCACGUCAGGAAAGCCAAUCGGAUAAAAGAGUGUCUCAGCAAGGGGACAUUCUCAGAUGUGACAUUUAAGUUGGACGAUGGAGCCAUCAGUGCCCACAAACCGCUGCUGAUCUGUAGCUGCAAGUGGAUGGCUGCCAUGUUCGGGGGGUCGUUUGUAGAAAGCGCCAACAGUGAGGUAUACCUCCCGAACAUAAACAAGAUGUCAAUGCAGGCGGUAUUGGAUUAUCUCUAUACCAAGCAGUUGUCACCUAACUUGGACCUGGACCCACUGGAAUUAAUUGCCUUGGCAAACAGAUUUUGCCUGCCACACUUGGUUGCACUUGCAGAGCAGCACGCCGUUCAGGAGCUGACCAAGGCUGCCAUGAGUGGCGUGGGCAUCGAUGGGGAAGUGCUCUCUUAUUUGGAAUUGGCCCAGUUUCACAACGCCCACCAGCUGGCUGCCUGGUGUUUGCACCACAUCUGCACCAACUACAACAGCGUGUGUUCCAAGUUCCGCAAGGAAAUCAAAUCGAAAUCUGCAGACAACCAGGAAUACUUUGAGCGGCACCGCUGGCCCCCAGUGUGGUACCUGAAGGAAGAAGACCACUACCAGCGUGUGAAAAGAGAAAGAGAGAAGGAAGACAUUGCACUAAAUAAACAUCACUCAAGACGGAAGUGGUGCUUCUGGAAUUCAUCUCCAGCAGUCGCCUGAGGCGGAAGAGGGAAGAAAAUCAGUAAUCUGACACACCACUUUUAAAGGCACUACUGUAAAAUUACUUAUUAUUAGAGAUAAGAUGUAGUUCAGGUUUCAGGCAUUGAUCUGCCUCCACUUUUGUGCAUUUAUCUUUGUUGGGAUCAAAGCACAAGCUCACCAUCAAUGAGCCUGGACAAAAAGGGAAGUUGACGCUCACUGCAUUCCUUAAAUUUACAUGUAUAAUUUUUUGUUACAAGGCUUAAUAAACUUCAGUCCGUUAUCUCCUUUCUUUUUAUACAAAGGAAAAAAAAUCCAGCUUUCCUGUUUCAAAUUCCAAAUUGGAAAAUAUUUUUAUAUGGUCUCUUGUAUUUUGCUGGAAAUGAAAAUACUGUGUAUUGCUUUAUUUUACAGACCACAAAUUAACCACGCAGUCGCCCUGUGAGUCUCUUCACCCACGUGACCACUGAGCAUUAUUACUUAAUUAGUGGGUUAUCCUUUUGUUGUGAAGUAAAGGGUUGGAAUGAAAUUCCCCAAAGUGCAAGCCAGAGAGCAUUUAAUCUUUGUUCUGCCGAAUAACAUUGGUAUAAUUACCAAGUCAACUCCAAGAAUGUGUAUUUACAAUAUUUGCCGUGUAAGUGCUAGUAAUUAUAUGGUUCUAUGUGCCAUGUAAAAUAUAAUGAUAUCAAAUCUUCUGUUGUUUAAAACAUCUAGAUUCAAGAGGAUAAUCUUUAUAAUCAUUAGAAGGGCUUAUUACAUCCCAGCAUUAUCCAGGGCAAACUCACUCAUGGACCUGAAUACAAGAGAUACCAUCAGAGAUGGGUGUUGGGAUGGCUGUUUGAGGAUGUCCGUCUCUCGGGAGUCCUGGAUCCUGCCGUGUUUCUGCACGCAGAUUCUCUACUGACUUGAAUCGAGAUGGGCAAGGGAAAGGGUCCCAGGACUCUGUCCCCGCGUCUGCAGGCUUGUCACAUCUCACCACCAGAAAAAGGCUUCCUCAGGUCUCUCACCUGCGGCCAACUUCACUUUGUAAGACCUGUAUUUUUAACUCUUUCCAGGGAAAAUUCAUGUCGCUGCAGAAGUAGGCCAAGAUAGACCACCCACCCCUGCUGAAAUGCAGUGGGGCCUGUGAAGGCACAAAGCCGGAGGCUGGGUCAUCUAGGGUCCCUGCAUCCUCCAAUGCAGACAGGAAUUUUAUUCCAAGAGUCUAGGAAAUGGUGCUAUUGUGAGUUAGUUCUGACCCUUUGUCUUCUGAGUUUUCAGUGUUAAAAUAGAAAGUAUUGAGCAGGGGAGCUUUGGCGAGGCAGCCAAUCAUCGCCUCUCUGUAAACGAAGCUGUUACAGCACUCAUACAGAGUGUUUUAAGGCCACAGCUCCAUGCCUGUCAUGGGAUGUGUGGUGGAGGCUGGGGCUUAUUCUACCAGGAGGUCAUUUUAAUGAUGCUAAAGGCUGUUGAUUUUUUUUCUAGCUUUCAGAAGUUGGAAAAGAGGCAAUUGAGCCCAGUGUUGACAGCCAAAAACAUUUGAAAAUCUAUCCAGAUUACAGAUGGGCAUUUAUUCCAGGUGGUGGAUACACACCAGUUACAAGAGUUUGGAGAGGCCCAGAAAUGUGUCACCCUCACAUGGUAAAGGAGGGGGCAGUUGAGUAGGGAUGGAUGACUGCAAAUGCAUCUGCUUUAAUUUUUGGUCAGUAGGUUGUAAAUUAUUAAUAGAAGGAGAAAGAAGACAGAAGAUUAGGAUAGAUGUCAAGACUCAGGAAGAAUUGACAUAUAUCCCAUCAAAAAAUGGUAGAAGUUGAGUUUCUGACGAGUAGUCAGAGUUGAAUUUACACAACCAAAGCUCCCAUUUGAUUGUAAUCUUGCCAAAACGUAAUGGACAUGUAAAUGCACCUGGGGUACAAGCAAUAAUAUCCACUAGUGUUUGUUGUCAGCUCCUGUAACCAAGUGGCUGGUUCAUUUGGUUGCUGCUGAUUACGGCCUUUAACCAUGGUGGUUUGUUUUCUGUUUUUUAUUUCACAAAAAGCCAAUAAAAUUGUUUAGCUAUAAAAU